Messenger RNA from Melanotaenia boesemani (Boeseman's rainbowfish), 1381 nucleotides. RefSeq lists its product as uncharacterized. NCBI's taxonomy places the organism in Eukaryota, Metazoa, Chordata, Actinopteri, Atheriniformes, Melanotaeniidae. The transcript has 5 exons. The coding region runs from base 212 to 979 and encodes 255 amino acids. The record is from RefSeq and is a predicted model, not a curated record.
GAAAGCAAAAGCCUGGCUUGGUCACAGAAAAUAGGAAAAGAAAGUGAGAGAAAGGACUUCUUGAUGGGAGGACUGCUAUUACAGCAAUCAGAGGUGUUUUCCAACAAAGGAAAAACAGCCUUAUUUCAGUGAGCCAAAACAUGCAGGCUCAAUCAGAAUAGGGGAAGUAUAACCAGCCUUAGAUGAGCCAUUAGCACCACGUCGACCAGACAUGUAUAACUUCUUCCUCUCUACGAUCAGUUGUGUCUGCAUUAUUUGUGCUGGUCUCUGUGCUGGAGAAUGUGUGAAGUCUGUUUUGGCAAGACGUGAGACAUUUUACGUGCCUGCAGGAAGCAGCUUGUCUCUGUCCUGUGUGGUCGUGCAUUGUGAAGGCACCUGGAAAGAAAAUUGGACAUGGGAAAAUACAACAAAUCAAUCAGAGAUCACCAUUGUUGAAGAGAGUGCAAGGCACCAUUUGACCAGCGUGACAAUCAGCGGCAAUGAAACUCAACUGAAGUUUAAAUUUCUGCAUGUCGACCAAUCGGAUGAAGGCAGUUAUAGAUGCAAAGUUAAUUGGAGUGAUGGUAGCACUGGAGUGGGACAUUGGAUGCAAGUGAAUAUCACAAAAGCUGUCCCCUCCCAGAGACAGUACUUGCACAGGGUUUUGGUCUAUGCUGGUGCUUCCCUUUGUCUUCCUGUCAUUCUGGGGUUGGCUCGCUGCCUGAGUUCACGGAUCAAGCCUCAGUCACAUCCAAGGAUACAGGUCACAUACACAGCUGUACAGAGAAACCAGCCACACAUGGCUCCGAACCCUCCACAACCUCCACCUCGAUGUCCGGUACCACAAAAACGAAGCAUUCCCACUCAAAAAGCUUUUUCAAAAUCCCAGAAGAAAACUGAGGUGGUGUAUGCAGACAUUUCCCAGGAAGCCCUGGGGCAGCGUGAAGCCCUGAGAGAAUCUGGUCAGGCUACUGUCUACUCAUCACUCAAAUUUUCUUGACUGCAAAACAAACAUAAUGAACACGAGGACCUCUCCGGAGAGGAUCAAAUACCAUAUCAACUGCUUUUUUUGUGGAUUUCUACGAAAUCAUAGAUGCCUUUGGAAAAUGCCUGAUGUUGUCUGACUUGCAGGACCACAUCUUUGACACUUGCUUAAGCUUCUGAAUUAACUUGCAUUUUAAGGGGAGCAAAUACCAAGGAGGUAAUUCUUCUAUGAGUUAACUUUCCUGAUGUUACCACUUAUUUGUGAUGAAAAACAUGCCAGUCUUGAAAAAAUCCAACAAACUUGCUUUUUGCCAUAUCAGUUUUCCUAAUGUAGUUAUGUGUAUUAAAGUGUAGAUAGUUAAAGAAGACUGUAUUGUGUGAAAAACAUUCAAGAAAAAACACAAAUGACACAAAAAAU